Vespa mandarinia (Asian giant hornet) is the source of this 3290-nucleotide messenger RNA. Its product is annotated as maltase 1-like. Lineage: Eukaryota; Metazoa; Arthropoda; Insecta; Hymenoptera; Vespidae. Gene Ontology annotation, biological process: carbohydrate metabolic process. The record is from RefSeq and is a predicted model, not a curated record.
AAACACGUUAAAAUAUAUCCGUCCUUUAUUUUUGUUGCUAUUUUUCCCCAUUCGAUCGUUAGUUAGUUUCAUUCGACGUUUUUACAAGUAGGAAGGUGCAAAGGUGAGAAAUUUACGAUGGGUAUAUAUAUAUGAAACAUCAUAGGGGACAGUACAUAGUAGACGCGAAAAUGUUUCGCGUAGUUUGCUUUUGUUCUCUUUUGCUCGCUACUGGUCUCGUCCAUGGCGAGAUCAAAAACAAAGGAUGGUGGAAGAAUGCCGUAUUCUAUCAAAUUUAUCCACGGAGUUUUAUGGAUUCUAAUGACGAUGGAGUUGGAGAUCUAAAAGGUAUUACAUCGAAACUGGAACAUUUCGUUGACGCUGGAGUUCAAGGAAUAUGGCUUUCACCUAUUUAUGCGAGUCCAAUGAUAGAUUUUGGUUACGACAUAUCAGAUUUCAAAGCCAUACAUCCAGAAUUUGGUACGAUGGAGGAUUUCGAAGCAUUGGUGGAAAAAUCGAAACGACUUGGAUUAAAAGUAAUUCUUGAUCUCGUACCAAAUCAUACAUCCGAUAAGCACGAGUGGUUCCAAAAGUACCUUGCUGGGGAGAAGAAAUAUAAGGAUUAUUAUAUUUGGAGAAAAGGAAGAAAGGACGAUGGAGUUACACCACCUAACAAUUGGAUAAGUGUGUUCAGUGGUCCUGCUUGGACGUACAAUGCAACGUUGAAAGAAUGGUAUUUCCAUCAAUUCGAAUACAGACAACCUGACUUAAAUUACAGUAAUAAAGAAGUGCAAGCCGAGAUGGAAGACGUCAUUCUAUUUUGGUUACGUAAAGGCAUAGAUGGUUUUCGAAUAGAUGCCGUUCCGCAUCUCUUCGAAAGAGAAGAUUUCCAUGAUGAACCCAGAAGUUCCGAUCCAAAUGCUACCGAUCGUGAUUACACUUAUUUGGACCACAUUUAUACCAAAGACGAUCCACGAACCUAUGAACUUGUAAAAAGCUGGAGAAAGAUUCUUGAUGAUUAUUCCGAUGCCAAUAACGAGGAUGAGAAGGUGAUGAUGACCGAAGCUUACACUUCUCUAGAAAAUACUACGAGAUAUUAUCAGUACGGUUCUCACAUACCAUUCAAUUUCAAAUUGAUCACCGAUGUUAAUCACAAUUCGAGCGCAUCCGAUUUUAAGAGGAUCAUUGAAGCGUGGAUAGCUAAAACUCCAAAGAAUGGAAGUGCUAAUUGGGUGUUGGGAAAUCACGAUCGAAGUCGUACCGCGUCACGUUAUCCAAAAAGAGAAUCGCAAAUGAUUAUGUUACCAAUGAUCUUGCCUGGUGUUGCGGUAACUUAUUACGGCGAAGAAAUUGGAAUGAUUGAUAAGAGUGAUAUAUCUUGGGAGGACACACAAGAUCCUCAAGCUUGUAACGCCGGAAAGGAUAAAUAUCGAAGUCGAUCUCGCGAUCCUAAUCGCACACCUUUCCAAUGGGACAGUAGUAAGAAUGCUGGAUUCAGCAAAGGUAAUCGAACAUGGCUUCCGGUUCAUGAAAAUUAUAAAUUAUUGAAUUUGCAAAAUCAAAAGAACACGACACAACAGUCACUUUAUAAGAUUUAUCGAUCUUUGAUUCAAUUGCGCAAUUCUUCGCCCGCUUUACAGGAAGGAGAAUUGAAAAUGAAAGUUUCUCGUAUUACAUCGAAAUUGGAGCAUUUCGUUGACGCUGGAGUUCGAGGAAUAUGGCUUUCACCUAUUUAUGCGAGUCCAAUGGUUGAUUUUGGUUACGAUAUAUCAGAUUUCAAAGCCAUACAUCCAGAGUUUGGUACGAUGGAGGAUUUUGAAGCAUUGGUAGAAAAAUCGAAACGACUUGGAUUAAAAGUAAUUCUCGAUCUCGUACCAAAUCAUACAUCCGACAAGCACGAGUGGUUCCAAAAGUUUCUCGCAGGGGAGAAGAAAUAUAAAGAUUAUUAUGUUUGGAGGAAAGGAAGAAAGGAUGAUGGAGUUACUCCACCGAACAAUUGGAUAAGCCUGUUCAGUGGUCCUGCUUGGACCUACAAUGCAACGUUGAAGGAAUGGUAUCUCCAUCAAUUCGAGUACAGACAACCAGACUUAAAUUAUAGUAAUCCAGUAGUGCAAGCCGAGAUGGAAGACGUCAUUCUAUUUUGGUUACGUAAAGGCAUAGAUGGUUUUCGAAUAGAUGCCGUUCCGCAUCUCUUCGAAAGAGAAGAUUUCCAUGAUGAACCCAGAAGUUCCGAUCCAAAUGCUACCGAUCGUGAUUACACUUAUUUGGACCACAUUUAUACCAAAGACGAUCCACGAACCUAUGAACUUGUAAAAAGCUGGAGAAAGAUUCUUGAUGAUUAUUCCGAUGCCAAUAACGAGGAUGAGAAGGUGAUGAUGACCGAAGCUUACACUUCUCUAGAAAAUACUACGAGAUAUUAUCAGUACGGUUCUCACAUACCAUUCAAUUUCAAAUUGAUCACCGAUGUUAAUCACAAUUCGAGCGCAUCCGAUUUUAAGAGGAUCAUUGAAGCAUGGAUAGCUAAAACUCCAAAGAAUGGAAGUGCUAAUUGGGUGUUGGGAAAUCACGAUCGAAGUCGUACCGCAUCGCGUUAUCCAAAAAGGGUUGUUCAGAUGACUAUGUUACCAAUGAUCUUGCCUGGUGUUGCCGUAACUUAUUACGGAGAAGAAAUUGGAAUGUCUGAUAAGAAUGACAUAUCUUGGGAGGAUACCCAAGAUCCGCAAGCUUGUAACGCUGGAAAGGAUAAAUAUCAAAUUCGAUCUCGCGAUCCAUGUCGCACACCUUUCCAAUGGGACAAUAGUAAAAAUGCCGGGUUCAGCAAGAGUAAUCGUACGUGGCUUCCGGUUCAUGCAAGUUAUAAAUUAUUGAAUUUGGAAAGUCAGAAGAACAUUGCUGGUGCGUCAGUUUAUAAGGUAUACCGAUCUUUGAUUCAAUUGCGCAACACGUCGCGCGCUCUUCAAAAUGGUGAUUUGAAAAUGAAUGUGUAUAAAUUUAACACUCAUUAUUGUUACAACUGCGAAAUGUUAGUUAUCAGUCGAGAAAUUCCCGGAGAAGUAGUGACUUUCUUUAUGAGUUUCUCUCCAGUGUUAGAUAUUUUCGUAGAUUUGAAAGAAUACAUGCCACUUUACAAUGAGACAUACGUUGAAGCCGAUGGCUAUUAUCCGGAGAGACAUAAACCGUAUUGGAAUCAUUUAAACCUUCCACCUUGGGAAGGAGCAGUUGUAUCAUCUAGGAAUUAGAUUCAUAUGCAACAAAUUAGGAAGUAUAAUGGAAAAUUUGGAAUAAAUACGAGUUUCAAUGAUGCAAACUUA